UAAAUCGGUGUCGACGUCAUUCCACGGCUAUAAGGAAGCAGGGCGAGAUUGUGUUAUUCUUUGUUGAGUUUUAGGUUUUACACAGUCUUUUAAGAUUAAACAGAGGCGAUAUGUCGUUCAGAGACCGUGGUUUUGAUUCCAGCGGACGAGGGGACAGGAAAGGUUUCGGGGGUGGUGGUUCACGAUUUGGAGGCAGCAGUAGUUAUGGCGGCGGAGGAGGAUCGAGAUUUGGUGGAAGUAGCGGUGGAUUCAGUGGAGGACGAGGUGGUGGAUUUGGUGGCCGAGAUCGAAUGAAUAAAAACAGCCAACCCGGUGAAAGGCUAAGGAAGCCUAAGUGGGAUAUGUCCAGGCUGCCCAAAUUUGAGAAGAACUUCUAUGUCGAACAUCCCAAUGUGACGCGAAGGACAACACAAGAAAUCACAGAAUAUCUAAAUGCUAGAGAAAUCACCCUCAAAGGCAGAGAUGUUCCAAAACCCAUUUUCCAGUUUAAUGAGGCAAAUUUGCCAGAAUUUGUUCUGCAUGCAAUUGCUGCCCAGGGAUGGAAAGAACCCACAGCCAUUCAGUGUGUUGGCUGGCCAUUUGCCCUGUCCGGAAGAGAUUGUGUUGGAAUUGCUCAGACAGGAUCUGGUAAAACCGCUGCGUUUAUAAUGCCGGCUCUUGUUCAUAUAUCUCAUCAACCAUAUCUAGAAAGAGGAGAUGGACCAAUAUGUUUAGUUCUGGUGCCCACACGAGAGCUUGCCCAACAAGUAAUGGAAGUAGCUGUCAUGUUUGGAAAACCAGCAAGAGUACGCAGUACAUGUGUAUAUGGAGGUGCACCAAAGGGACCACAGAUCAGGGAAUUAGAAAGAGGUGCAGAGAUCUGCAUUGCUACACCUGGUCGACUAAUAGAUUUUCUAGAGGCAGGUAAAACUGACCUACGCAGAUGUACAUACUUAGUGCUGGAUGAAGCAGACAGAAUGUUGGACAUGGGAUUUGAACCUCAGAUUCGCAAAAUUGUGGAACAAGUCAGGCCUGACAGACAAGUGCUCAUGUGGAGUGCUACAUGGCCCAAAGAAGUAAAAACCUUGGCUGAGGAUUUCCUCACAGACUACCUUCAUGUGAACAUUGGUGCCCAACAGUUGCAUGCAAACCACAACAUUCUUCAAAUUGUAGAUGUUUGCCAAGACACAGAGAAAGACUAUAAGUUGGUGAAAUUGUUGGAAGAGAUUAUGGGUGAGAAAGAGAACAAAACAUUAAUAUUCACGGAAACCAAGAGAAGAGCAGAUGAUCUGGUCAGGCGAAUGAAGAGAGACGGAUGGCCAGCAUUGUGUAUCCAUGGAGAUAAAUCUCAGCCAGAGCGUGAUUGGGUGUUGAGUGAAUUCCGAUCUGGUCGUGCUCCAAUCCUGGUGGCCACAGAUGUUGCGUCACGUGGUUUAGAUGUGUCAGAUAUCAAAUUUGUCAUAAACUUCGACUACCCGUGCUCAUCUGAGGACUAUGUUCACCGCAUUGGUCGCACUGCCCGAAGCACCAAUACUGGCACUGCCUAUACCUUCUUCACCCCUGGUAACAUGAAACAAGUUAAUGACUUGGUCUCUGUCCUGAGGGAGGCCAACCAAGUGAUAAACCCAAAGCUACUCCAGUUGGCAGAGACUGCUGGACGAUUCGGGGGUAAAGGUCGCAGUCGCUACAGGCAGGGUGGGUUUGGUGGCCGAGAUUCUGGAAGAGGAGGAUAUGGUGGUGGCAGCCGCGGCUCCUAUGGCAACAGUGGUAGGGACCGCAGCUCAAGCAGUCGUUUUGGUAGUUCAUCGGAUAAGGGAGGGUAUUCCCAGGGGUCCUCAGGCAGAGGUAGUUACGAUAGAGGGUCAUCUCAGAGUUAUGGACAGAGUUCAGGCUACGGCUCCUCUGGAACGUCACAGGGAGGCUCGUAUGGCUCAGGUUCACAAAGUUAUGGCUCCCAGGGUCAUCAGAGUAAGUUUAGCCAGGGAGGUCAAUAUAGCCAGUCUCAGUACAGUGGUCAAUAUGGUCAGUCAUCCAACUACAACCAGGCCAAUGGGUACAAGUCUAAUGUCAGCUCCAGCUCGACAACUUCUGGCCAGGCAGCUCCCAAAGACAUGGCUGCUCUGCAAAAUAUGGCUGCCCAGUACAGUAACUGGAUGAAGACGUCCUCUCAUCAGCCUCCUCCACCCCCAUCUAAUCCCCCUCUACCAAAAGGUGCUCCUCCACCUCCUCCCCAGCCCCCUAAGUUCCCUCCCCCUCCUGGAGGCAAUUACAAAUAUUGAUCUGAUUUGUCAGAUGAAUGUUUUUCUCUGCGCACAUUGUCAUUAGACAAGUGUAACUUCCAGUGCUUAAGGAAUAGACUGGGUUGUUUACACAAGACCAAGGAAAUUUGUCCAAGACUGGACUUGUUUUUAUCAGAAAUAGCUGGUAUUUGUUGUCUGGUUGGCUUGGAUAGCUUUUGGCUCAUGUACAGGGCGUGCAUAGUAGGUCUGUUCUUCCAUUUUGAAGGAAUGCGUCCAGCUGCACCAUUGUUACAUUAGUUCUUUUCAAGGGCCUUUGUUCUUAAUGGAUGAUUUGUGCUAAACUUGUGUUUUCUUGUAGUAAUCAUGGUAAUAGAUCCACGUCUUUCUUGUUGCAGGCCGUUUCAGCUACCCCAGCUUGACGCAUUCCUUUAAUGGCAAUAUACCAGGGAAUUGAUGUUAGAAAUAGAUGAAUGGGGACACCUAUAGACCCUAGCCUGCCCGCCUCCCUGUAAAGCCUAGCCGUCUGUCCUGUAUGUUAAGUUAUUGACCCCACGUCUGUCCAGACCAGAUCGUCAGACUGAAGUGGACCGGAUAGUAGCCUGUGCUGGACGUCUUAGCUUUUGUUGUUAUUGAACUUCUUAUCAUCACGUACUCAUACUUUAAUUUUUAUGAAUAAAGGUCAUCUCAUGUA
Messenger RNA from Liolophura sinensis, 2910 nucleotides. Its product is annotated as probable ATP-dependent RNA helicase DDX17. Gene Ontology annotation, molecular function: RNA helicase activity; ATP binding; nucleic acid binding. The coding region runs from base 111 to 2258 and encodes 715 amino acids. The transcript has 13 exons. The record is from RefSeq and is a predicted model, not a curated record. NCBI's taxonomy places the organism in Eukaryota, Metazoa, Mollusca, Polyplacophora, Chitonida, Chitonidae.